GCCGGUGCUGACAUGGACGUGGCCCUGGAUUUGGAGAACGCGCUGGCUGUUCUGGUGAGGGCGCCUGCGGCCGGACGCUGGCAGCUGCGCGUCUCCAGCGCUGACGGCAGCCACACCGUUCGUGCUACGGGUGUCAGCGAGGCUGGAUUUCGGCACGGCUUCUCGCGGCAGCCCAGUGACAGUUUGCGGCACACGCAUCGGACACCGCUCAGUGGCAGCCCUACGUACGUCCUGGUGAAUGGCACCGGCACCACGGUGCUCAAAGAACUCCACCUGGUCAACGUCCGAGGUGACCAGCUCGCUAAGCUGUCCCUUAACCCAGUGUCACGCCGAAUGACCCUCUACAACGCAAGCGGCACGUUCGUUCCUCCAGACGACUUCUUCUACCUCAAGGUUGUCGGCACGGACAACGCAGGCUACCCUGUAAACCGGCUCACUCCUACGGCAAUCAAGGCUGAGCCUCCAGACGUUCCAGAGGUGGCUACUCGCCAGAAGGUACUUGCCGCGGCCGGAGUGAACGUCACGCUUCGCUGCUCCCUUCGCUCACUGCUGCCCGCAGUGGUACAUUGGCUCAAGGAUGGCACUCCACUGGCUGGUCCACAGCGUUUCCGGAACACAUCUGCUGCUGCUACACAAAACGUAGUCACAUCUACACAGACGACACCGUAA
This is a messenger RNA of Dermacentor silvarum, 669 nucleotides long. RefSeq names its product hemicentin-1-like. The record is from RefSeq and is a predicted model, not a curated record. Lineage: Eukaryota; Metazoa; Arthropoda; Arachnida; Ixodida; Ixodidae. Bases 13 to 669 code for a protein of 218 amino acids. The transcript is spliced from 5 exons.